Messenger RNA from Zophobas morio, 3938 nucleotides. Its product is annotated as basic salivary proline-rich protein 2-like. Bases 159 to 2084 code for a protein of 641 amino acids. Gene Ontology annotation, cellular component: cytoplasm. The transcript is spliced from 6 exons. Gene Ontology annotation, biological process: positive regulation of translational initiation; 3'-UTR-mediated mRNA stabilization. Gene Ontology annotation, molecular function: translation activator activity; mRNA 3'-UTR binding. The record is from RefSeq and is a predicted model, not a curated record. Lineage: Eukaryota; Metazoa; Arthropoda; Insecta; Coleoptera; Tenebrionidae.
GCCAUUUUAUCGAUGGCUCCGUUUUGUAGUGAAAACGACUUUAGUUUUUAAUAAUUUCUGUGUUCAUUUCUUCAAAAUCACUAAUGAUUCUUCAUAAAUCCACGGUGUUGUUGCCACAAGUAGUUUUCCUCAGAGAGUUCGCUUGGUAAUCAGUAAAAAUGUCGGCCUCCACCACGCAAACCAACGGCAAGAAGAGCUCCAACAGUUCGGCCGUGAACACCCCAGCCAGCACCCCGGUGACGAAUGGCAAUUCGCAGACCAUCUCCCAGAGCACCCCGCCGCCCCCUAACAACAACGCCCCCAAAUACGGCACCCUCGUCCCCAACCGAAUCUUCGUCGGUGGCAUCUCGGCCAACACCACCGAAGGCGAGCUCCUCCAGCUCUUCAGCAACUACGGCACCGUGAAGGCCGCCAAGAUCAUCCAGGACCGGGCGGGAGUCUCGAAGGGCUACGGUUUCAUCACGUUCGAGAGCGAGGACGACGCCAAACGUCCUCUGAAAGAUGCAGACAACAUAGUGCUCAGGGAAAGAAAACUUAAUAUCGCUCCAGCUAUUAAGAAACAACCGUUUAAUCGGGCAUUUGACGCUUCAAGUCCGUCGACCGUGGCUCCCGGCAACACUGCCCAGUACUUUUUCCCUCCUACUGCCGGAGUUCCGUACUUUCAAGGAGGUGUGACCUACUACCAGCAGCCGCCGGCCGCUCCCGGGGAUCCCAAUUCUCAGCCGACGACUGUCUAUCAGGCACCCCCUGUGUAUCCGGCCCAAACCGGCCCACCUCAGGCCCCUACUUACUCGCCAAUGAUGUUCCCUCAUCAUAUUUACAUGCCACAACAGUACGCCAUGCCACCGAUGCCGUACGAGUACAACUACUACCCGAACAACGGAGGACCCCAGUACAUGGUCGGUGGACAGAACGGUCCCAGCAGCAAUAGCGGCUCAGCCGCCGCCGCAGCAGCAGCAGCAGCCGCCGCCGCCGCCGGAUCGUCCCAGGCCCCCGGUCCGAUGCCUCCCUCCAGCAGCCCUCCCCGACCGCCCUGCUACAACGCCCAACUACCGCCCUACGCCCCCGACCCCGUUUACUACAACGUGCCCGUUUACGGGGGCCCGCUCGAGGGCGGCCCAGUCUCCGUCUACCCCGAAGGUCUGGAGAUGGCCAACGGCGGUUAUCCUGAGGUUAGUCAGAUCGUAGGCGAUUUCUUAGCCCCCGGCUUUGACGCUGGCGCGGAUGUGCAGGGCCCCUACCCUGUGGCCGACCAUCCGCCGCCCGCCCAAGACAUAGUCGAUCCGCACGAACCGCCGCCGCAGGCGCCGCCCCCGCUCGACCCCGCGCGCUCUCCGGCCGACGCCGACGCCGGCCGCCAGACGAAAACGCCGGUCGUCUCGCUGCUGUCGAUGGAGCAACACCAGGAGAAGGACCUCGUCUCGAUGCAGGGCGGCCGCCGCGUCAAGCUGCAGCCGCCCCCGCCGCCGCCGCAGCCUCUCGUCGUGCCGCACUUCGCCCAGGGCCAGCCGCCGCAGCCGCUUUACCACUAUAACUUUGGCGGGCCGCCGCCCCCGUACAAGCUCAACGGCUGGCGGAAGACGCGUAACUUCAACGCGACACGCAAACCCGAGAACGGCUCGAGCAGGUCGAGUCUCCGGACGGACUCGAACUCGUCGGCGAACGCGGACGACGCGCCGCCCCCGCUGCCGCCGCACCCGGCGGCGGCGCCCCCGCACAACACCUUCCACAUGUACAACGGCGGCACGAGGACGUACCAGAAUUCGCUCGGCCGGAGGAGCGGCCACGGCCCGCCCGCCGCCGCCGCCGCCAAGAAGGACGGGGAUAAUAACAAUAAGAGUAAAAGUUUUGUCCCUUCGCAACAGGUGCGGAAUAACGGGCAGCAGAACUUCGUCGUGACGUCGGCGACGGUAGCGUCGUCGGCGGCGGCAGCGGCGAGGAGGAACAAGAGGUCGACGCGCCGGAACGUCCAGCCUGGAGGCGGCUCGCUCAGCGAGAUCGGGGCCGGCGACGCGCCGCUCCCUCUCCCUCCGAACAACGACGUUUCUGAUACCUGUAAAAAAAUGGAAACGCUGAAAAUGUGAUUAAGAGGUUUGUUGUUGACACUUAAGAAAAGGGAUAAUUUAUUUAUUAUAAAAAAAAUAAUAAAAAUGUUUGCUUGUAUAUAAAAAAAACAAAACAAGAAUAAAAAUGCAAUAUUAUUUAAAUAAUCGACAAUAUUAUUGUUAUUAACACGAAAGUGAGAGAAGCCCGUUUAGCUUUGGACUUUUUCCUAGGUUAGGAUUCUUUUUGUAGAUACAUAAAAAGAAAAAAACUAAGUCCUAAAUAUUUUUAACAAGCAAUUGUUAUUUAAUGUAUAAGGAUGUGUAUAAAUUAGUUUAGUUUUGAUUAUUUUUUAAACUCGAUGACUCUAUUCGCAACAAUCGUAUUAGUAGAGGGGAAAGUUCGUCUGUCAAGUCCUUUACGAUAGUGCGCAUGUCCUACUGAUUACUGCGAAAAUACAAAGAAAACAAAAAACGAGUAAAGUACUUGGCAUCCAGUUUGGUCGUCAGAGCUGAACAGUUUUUUGCCUUAUUUCCUCUCAUUGUACGUUCUUCAUUGUAUCAAUCUAGGUUAGUUUUUUGAUAUUUUUUCCCUUAACAGUCUUUGUAAUUGACUUUAAAAUCAAAGUGAGAUUUUUGCUCAAAAAGGCUGCCAUCGGUUUUAGUCCAAAUCGAGUGAAUCUAUCGGCUCUCUAAAAAACAAACAAAAACAAAAAAUCUUCUUUCCUAUAAACACCACCUUGGUAGUAGUUGUUUCGUUCUCCUGUUAGUCUCGUAAUAUUUCAAUUUUAGGCUGUGACGUUAAAUUGUUGAAUUUGUAGGAGUUGUUUCGAAAUUCAAAAUUUUUCACGGGACAGAUUGUUACACACAAAAAAAAAGUUUCAAAGAGCCUAAAAUUUGUUAUGAUUUUUUUUCCAAAGAAAGUAUUUUAAGAUUAGCGAGUAAGAUCUCUAGGUUAAGAUAGUAAUUUAUUAAGUAGUGUAGAUAUUUAGGUGUCAUAGUUCAUAAAAAAAAUCUUGGCCAAAACUAUUACACGUUUAGUUAGGUUGUCAUACAUACAUUGAAAAAAACAAACAAAACGAAUUGUUUAUCUUACAUUUAGUCGGACAAUACCGAGUCUUUUCUUAUUGAAGUAUAUUAACAUUGUACCUGUAUUAAAGUAAUCUAAAAAUUUGUAAAUACCUAUUUAGUUGAUAUACUUGUUGAUGUUUGGAAAUUUUAUCGAUGCGAGCGUUUUCGUUGCGUUAUUGGCCAACGUAGCUUUUAAUUUUGUAGGUUUAGGGAGAUCACCCAACGCCCCCUCACAAAAAACAAUUAAGAGCAAUAUGUAACUUUGUCAAUUUUAGUUUGUAUAUAACCAAAAAUGGAAAAAUUUCGUAAAAAAAGAAAUGCUCUAAAAACGGUUGUGCAUAAAAGUUGUAGUUGUAACAUGUAGUCGUAGUUUAAGACACGAUUGAUUGGCGAUCGCCAACUACAAAAUACAAACUGAAAUGUGAGCUAUGAUAAGCCAAAUUUUUGUGAUAGCGGCGAAAAAUGUGUUUUUAAAAUUAAAAUUGCCGCGCAAUUGUAAUUUUAAAACACAGAUUUCCGACUUAAAAUGUGUGUUCAACAACUUGAAAUCUUGUAGGCGUAUUAGACUUGCUUUUGGGGAGGCUGCCGGGCAGAGUGGCUCGCUGCGCUACCUCGUCAUUACUACAUAGUUAUUAAAGAUAAAAACAUGAAAAGUAAAAUAGCGUUACAGAAAACUAUAAAUGUAAAAUAAAAUGCAAUAUUUUAGAAAUUAUAUAACUUAAGAAAACAGUGAGAAAUAUUUAUUAAUUACAAUAAUACUAUGAUUAAUUACUAUUAAUUAAGCUAUGUACAAAGUAUCUCAGAUAAUAAAUCUAAAUUUAAGAA